Anguilla rostrata (American eel) is the source of this 4142-nucleotide messenger RNA. RefSeq names its product ring finger protein 20, E3 ubiquitin protein ligase (gene rnf20). Gene Ontology annotation, molecular function: metal ion binding; ubiquitin protein ligase activity. Bases 183 to 3236 code for a protein of 1017 amino acids. Lineage: Eukaryota; Metazoa; Chordata; Actinopteri; Anguilliformes; Anguillidae. The transcript is spliced from 22 exons. The record is from RefSeq and is a predicted model, not a curated record. Gene Ontology annotation, cellular component: HULC complex; nucleus.
GAAAAGCUGGUUUACCAACCGCCGAAGAAGAAGAAACCAGCUCCAGAAGAAGAACAAGAAGAAGAAUUGUUUCCGGAAUGCGGAUUGGGGGGGGGGUAACAUACUGAAAAUAUUGCGCUGAGCAGCUACAUCAAUUAUAAGUCAUAUCAACACUUUCGGCCCCUGUUGUCUCAGAUUUGAGGAUGUCGGGACAGAAGCGUGCUGCUGACCCCUGUAGCUCGUCAUCCAGUGUGCCCCCGGAGAAACGUAGAGAGCGGGAGGUGGAAGACGGAGGUGAGGGGGCCGGAGUCGGAGUAGGAGGAAGCAGCACUGCCGUUGAGACGGUCAUCAAACUGGGAGGAGUGUCCAAUUCUGAAGAGCAAGAUGUGAAAGCCCUUAUGGUUAAGAACAGGAAAUUGGGGGAGGCCUUGGACCAGAGGCAGGUAAUUGAGGACGAGCUGAGAGAGAGGGCUGAGAAGCUGGAGACUCGCCAGGCAACUGAUGAUGCCAGUCUGCUGAUCCUCAACCGAUACUGGAACCAGUUUGAUGAGAACAUACGCCUGAUUGGCCGGCGCUAUGACCAAUCCGGAAGUGAGUCUGCUGACCUCUUGACUGGGGAAGGCCGGAGUCUGAAGCCAGAGACUCCGGAGCCUGAUGGAGACUCCAACCAAGAGAGAGUGAGAGACAGAGGCCACUCAGGUGAGGCAGCCACUUCUUUCCUUGCCACCCUGGCCAGCAGCAGCAGUGAAGAGAUGGAAGCAGAGCUGCAGGAGAGGGUGGAGGCGAGUCGGCAGCUGACCAAUCAGGUUGUGGAAAUCUACAACAGUUUGAAGGACACGGUGGAUUCCCUGGAGAAUGAGCUGGAGGCAGGUGGAGACAACAGUGUCUGGCAGGUCACCGCCCAGCUGAACACCCUUCUGGCCAAGGAAAAUGAGCGAUUGCGUCAGCUGACCAGCGAGCUUCAGCAGAGGCACAUACACAUGACCAAUGAGUGGCUUUGGUCUGCUCGUCAGUCUCGCUCUUUGGGCCGGGCCAUGACACGGGCGGAGAGCCGGGUUGGCGAGCUGCAGGUUCUGAUAGAGGAGCUCCAGUGGGACACAGAGAAGAUCCGGCGGAGGGAAAACCGGCUCAACACACACCUGGGAGAAGUGUUGGAGAGGGUGAACAGUAAAGGGUACAAGGUGUGUGGAGAGGCUAGCAGCGUGUGCGGCAGCAUCACCAUCAACAAGAGAAAGUUUGAGGAGAUGAACAGUGAGCUGGAGGAGAACAGGGAGCUGGCAGAGAAUCGGCUCAGUGAGCUGCAGAAACUGCAGCAGGACCUGCAGGCUGUAAGCCAAGAGAACAGCAACAUGAGGGUGGAGUUGUGCUCUCGGGCGGAGGAUGUGGUCAGGGAAACCUCAGAGUACCGGUGUCUGCAGUCUCAGUUCUCUGUGCUCUAUAACGAGUCUCUGGUGCUGAAAGCCCAGUUGGAUGAGACCAGAUCCCGGCUGAACACCACCAGAACUGCCAGACUCCGCCAGCUUGACCACAUGGAGAAUGACGAGGUGUCUCUUCAGAGGAAGGUUCGUACUGAAGUAAUCCAGCUGGAGGACACACUGGCGCAGGUUCGAAAAGAGUAUGAGAUGCUGAGGAUUGAGUUUGAGCAGACCCUCGCUGCCAAUGAGCAAGCAGGCCCGAUUAACAGGGAGAUGAGACACCUGAUCAGCACCCUGCAGACACACAACCAGCAAAUGAAAGGCGAGGUGGUGAAGUACAAACUGAGACUGAGAGAAGCACAGGCACAGCUGAACCAGAUUCGAGCUAUGAAGGGCAGCUCAAUACUCCAGUCACAGUCCAGCACAGAACUUGAUGUCAAGGAAGAGACUGCCUCCCCAAUUACCACAGCUCCUUUCUGUGACAUCACAGUCAAGACGGAACCUGACAAUGGCUCUGCCACCCCCACCAGCACAGGACCCUCGGUGAAGACAGAGUCUGGGACAGAGAUGGAGGGAGCAAUGAAAGAGGAGGAAAAAGAUAAAGAGAAGGAGAGAGAAAGGGAGCGAGAAAGAGAACGGGAGCGGGAGAGGGUGGCACGCGGAGCGGGGGUAGGGGGUUUGGUGAAGGAAGACAGGGAGCGGGCCAGCACCAGCAGCCAGUCUGAGGAGCCAGCAGCAGAACGUUGCACUGUGCUUGGAGGACCCAAGAGAAAGGAGGUGGAGCAGCUGAAAAUGGUCAGAGCGGAGCUGAAGAAAGCUCAGGAAUCACAGCGAGAGAUGAAACUGUUGUUGGAUAUGUACCGGUCAGCCCCUAAGGAGCAGAGAGACAAAGUGCAGCUAAUGGCAGCAGAAAAGAAAGCCAAAUCUGAGGCAGAGGAGCUGAGACAGAGGCUGAGGGACCUGGAGGAGAGGGAAAGGAGGGAGGGGAAGAAGAUGGCCGAUGAGGAGGCGCUGAGAAAGAUCCGUUCCGUAGAGGAGCAGAUCGACACGCUUAACAAGAAACUGUCUCUCGCCAAGCAGGAAGAGGACGCCUUGCUAAGCGAGAUGGAUGUGACAGGCCAGGCGUUUGAGGACAUGCAGGAGCAGAACAUUCGGCUCAUGCAGCAGCUCAGGGAGAAGGACGAUGCCAACUUCAAACUGAUGAGCGAGAGGAUCAAGUCCAACCAGAUCCACAAACUGCUGAAGGAGGAGAAGGAGGAGCUGGCUGACCAGCUGCUCACGCUCAAAACACAGGUGGACGCCCAGCUUCAGGUGGUGAGAAAGCUGGAAGAGAAGGAGCGCCUCCUACAGAACACUAUCGUUACUGCAGAGAAAGAGCUGACGCUGAGGACUCAGGCCCUGGACAUGAACAAACGCAAGGCGCAGGAGUCAGCCCAGCUCUCAGAGGAGAUCCGGGUGCAGCUGGAUGCUGUGCAGCAGAAGCUGAACGGGGUUCGAGAGGAGGUGAUUGAGAACAGCCUCUCCCGCGAGAAGGAGUCCUUCAAUGCCCGCAGGGCCCAGGAGGACAUUUCAAAGUUGAGGAGGAAACUGGAGAAAGCCAAGAAGCCAGCCGAAAACAUUCCGAACUGCGAUGAGAUUCUCAACGAGGAAAUUAAGGACUACAAGGCACGCCUCACCUGUCCAUGCUGUAAUUCCCGGGUGAAGGACGCAGUUCUCACAAAGUGCUUCCACGUGUUCUGCUUUGAGUGUGUAAAAACUCGGUACGACACCCGUCAGAGGAAGUGCCCCAAGUGCAAUGCCGCCUUUGGCGCCAACGACUUCCAUCGUAUUUACAUUGGAUAGGCGCCAUGGCAUGCAAUGAGUGGAAGGGGAGGUUUGGGAGAACUGGGUUGUUGAAAACGGCUUGGUAGACUGGUUACGUAUGGUAGAUUUGAUGUUUCUGAUUUUACAAAUAGAAUUAACCUCAACCCCCUGCUCCCCACUUCCCUGAGGACCACAAAAACAGGACAGAGUAACCUGAUGGAUGAUGGAUGGGGCAAAGUGUUUGUGUUUUUUUCUACUGUGCAUUAUGCGGGUGUGUAUGCUGCGGCCUCCGACACCCUCUAGGGGCCCGAGACCCCCUCCCUCAUCUUUAAAUCUCUCUGUGUCUCCAGAAGAAUCACUGCCCCCUCCCCCCCUCACCAAGCGUGGAACUCAACCCAGUCUGUAGAGAGUAGAGAGUUCAGUUGGGACAAACAAGCCUGCAUCCCUUCGACCCAAACCCACCCCAAAGUCAUAGGCCUUCAGAUUUUAAGGAAAGCAUGGUUCACACAUCCAACAGAAAGACUAAAGCAGGCAGUUCACAGAUCAGGUCCUUGUUGAUCAUGUUAAACUGGGAGACUGAUGAUUUUUGAUGGUUUUUAGGUCUGUGACUGUACAUGUUGCUGUUGGCAAUGAUGUCCCAGCCCUGGGGAGGCAAAAUAUCCCCCCGCCUCCUUUCUAACAUCAACACGAAUAUUUGAGUGAACAGUAGUCCUGGAAACCUUGUCCAAGGAUCUAAAAGACUGGAGCUUCUACAGGGUAGACUAGUGUAACCGUGAACUGUAUCGCGCUGUCAAGUCAUUCUCUGUUUUUUUGUUUUGUUUGUAUUUUUGUUUUUAUUUACAAGCCAUUUUAAAUUCAAGGCAUCGGUUUCAGUCAAUCUGACAUAUCUGACAUUUUUUUUGAUUGCCAACUUGCAAUUAAUAAAAAAAUGGGGGUCUAAAACUA